Molecule: messenger RNA, 3783 nt
Organism: Cyanistes caeruleus (blue tit)
Lineage: Eukaryota; Metazoa; Chordata; Aves; Passeriformes; Paridae
Source: RefSeq, a predicted model, not a curated record
GGGGGAAGGAGCAAACUUUGCCCCUGAGCUGCCGCUGCUGCCAGCCCUCUGGACUGUGAGUGCGUACGGUGGGCAUCCGUCCCAGCAGCCCUGCAGCACCAGCCUGCUCACCGCCUGCUGCAGCCUCCCUCUCCCUUGCUUUCCUCCUCUAAAUUUCGCACAGUACGAUGUAAGGGGCUUGUCGUAAUUUUUUUUCUAAUUCUUAUUUAUUUCUCACCGAAGAUGGUUUAAUUUUUUUUUUUUUAUUUCUACUAUUUAUUAAUCCCUCCCAACCGUAAGCGUGCCCAGCCUUCUGCCAGCUGGGCCAGAGCAUAAAGCCUGGGACUGCACCUGGGGCAAUGAGCCCUACACUGAAGAAGCCUCCUAGAGAGAUGUGCCGGGGCCGCGCAACAGACUAGAUCCAAGCCCCGAAGCUUACACCACCAGUUAUCCCCUCUCCCGCAUCCCCUCCGCCCGCCUUUUCUGCACCCCGUCCCUUGAAACCUCGGAUCACUGCCUGCGCCGCGCUCCGAAGAGCUCUGCCGGGGGAAAAACCCGGUGCCCAAGGAGAGACGGGGCGGCCGUGCUAGAUGCAUGGGGGAGGGCUCCGGUUAAUGCAAGUUCUGGGCUCCUGCAGGGACCCCGACAACUGUCAACAGCAACAGCAACGCGGGCCCUCCUCCUCUGCUUCCUCAGCGAUGCUUUUCCACAGUCUUUCCGGCUCGGAGAUGCACGGGGUCAUCGACGAGAUGGAUCGGAGAACCAAAAGCGAAGCACCGGCCAUCAGCUCGGCUAUAGACAGGGGAGAGACGGAAACGCAGACCAUGCCUUCCAUCAGCAGUGACAGGGCUGCCCUGUGCGCCGGCUGCGGGGGUAAAAUCUCCGACCGUUAUUACCUCCUGGCUGUGGACAAGCAGUGGCACAUGCGCUGCCUGAAGUGCUGUGAAUGUAAACUCAACCUGGAGUCCGAGCUCACCUGCUUCAGCAAGGACGGCAGCAUCUACUGCAAGGAGGACUAUUACAGGUACAGCCUGCCCUCGGCCGCCAGCCGGGGACGGGGGCACUGCCCGCCUCUCCCCCCGCUGAGCAGAGACUCCCCCAUCCUGACGAGGCUGCGGAGGGGAUCCGUGGGCUCGCGUGGGGCAGGCUCUUUAAGUUGCAAUGAAAACGAUGGUGACCACCUGGACAGAGACCAGCAAUACCCCAGCAAUCAAAAAACAAAGCGCAUGAGGACGUCCUUCAAACACCACCAGCUGCGGACUAUGAAGUCAUACUUUGCUAUUAACCACAAUCCUGAUGCCAAGGACUUGAAACAGCUGGCUCAGAAAACCGGCCUCACCAAAAGAGUUCUUCAGGUUUGGUUUCAAAAUGCUCGAGCCAAAUUCAGACGGAACCUCUUACGUCAAGAAAACACAGGGGUGGAUAAGACUUCAGACUCAACACUCCAAGCAGGGACCCCUUCAGGUCCUGCCUCAGAAAUAUCCAAUGCCUCCAUGAGUCCAUCCAGCACUCCCACUACUUUAACAGACUUGACUAAUCCCACUAUGCCAACUGUGACGUCGGUCUUGACAUCAGUGCCCGGAAGUCUUGAGGUUCAUGAAUCUCGAAGUCCUUCACAGACAACACUUACAAAUCUUUUCUGAUGACUCUUUCUUAAUAAUUUCUUUAAAAAAGAAAUUAUUCUUAGCUGAAAUUCCAAGUGUAUUUUAAUAGAGGCUUUGAGCAACUGACUAACCACAAUUAGGAUCUCUCCUAAAAAAACAGAAGGAAAUGUAGUGUUCUGGUAUUACGGAGUAUGGACUGAAGAAUAACUUGGAAGAUCUAUUGCAACACAACAUUUGUGUAACUGUACAGUUUUGUGGACUGAGCAAGGGAAACAGCAAUUAAUUUAAGUUGGCUAAAGCUUCUGUAUUUUCAAAGACUGCCAUGUGCCUUAUAUACUGUUUUAUCUACAUUCUUUGGAUUCCAUGUCCACUUCUCUCUUUUUCUCUCUGUAUAUUUAUGACCAGGGCAAAAAUGUUAAAGAGUUUGUUACUUUGAAUAGUCCUAAGCCUUUCAUUGGUUGCUUUGUUGUUUUAGAAUUUUAAGGUCGAAGUCUGUUCGAAUACCAGAAUUUGUAAAAUCUAACCAGUAAUAAAACCACUUAUGGAAACUACUUGGUAAUGGCUGCAGUUACAUUUAACAUUAGUGUCACAAUCAAGGUAGGCUGACUGGAUCUAAAAGGGUUAGAAAAAUGCACUUCCAACACAGUGUCUGCCUAGGAAAAACCCUAAAUAUGAUGUACACAUUCCUCUGGUUCCCAAAGCAUAUAUGGGUGAGAAAUCCAGCUUGUACAACAGUCUAGGUAUCUUCAUUGUAGAGAAAUAAUGUUAGUUGCAGGUAGAAGUUAUCAGAUAAUUUUAAAACUCAAAUAGAAGAACUACAUUUCAUUUUGCUGCGUGACGGAAACCUGACUUUGGUCAGAAUCUUGCUUUUGUGCAAGGUGUGGCUUGUCCCAUGUCCUGGAGGAGGCCAGUGGGGCUCCCACAGUUGGGUGGCCACAGCUGGUCCAUCACAGAGGUGGACACUGCAAAAGGUUUGCCCUAGGAAAAAGGCAGAAGUAUUUCAGGCUAUUUCACAACGCUGGUGGGCAAAGUUAAGGCAAAAUUAUGUUUUAUAAAUUUAAAGUCUUAAAUUUUUUGUAAUGCUUUGAAGGAAUAAAAAGCCAAGGAAGAAUAUAUUAUUGACACUGAAAGUGGUUAUUCCUUUAAUGAUUAUGGACCUUUCAAUACAAUAGAAUUCCUUCUCCCCAAAAAUCUCUGCAGAAUAUAAUUCAUAUUUUGAGGUCUUUUCCUAUUGUUUUUGAAGUUGCUUUUCUGUAAUAAAAGAAAUACCUCAGUAAAGUUUAAAUAUGUAUAAGAACGAGUCUAUACUAUGCUGUUUGCCCAGUAGGUUUAGAGUUUGGAGUGCUACAUAAGAUGCAGAUGGUUGCUUCUUUUCAAACCUGUUCCAAUCAGUUCUUUCAGUCAGAUGUUGGGUUGUACUGGCCAGCUCUAUAAAAUUAAUCCCUCAUUCCCAUUGGAUCAGAAUUACUAAAAGAUUAUUCCAAAUAAACAGCAAGAUAGAUGCCAAGAUUUGUGUUCUCUGCCCUUCUCAGGGCAUUGAAGAUGAUUCUGUAGGUUGGACUCUUUCCUAACAGUGUUUUGGUUUUACAAGUGCUGCAUUUAUUCAGCUUUCUGAGCUGCAAAUUCACUAUUCUUGUGCAAGCCAAAUUCCUAUCGAGAUCAGGGAGAGAUUUCAGAGCAUGAGGACUAUGGGAUAGAAAAGCUGACAUAAUUAGGUCAUUUAUUAACCAUUUUUACACUUCAGCUUAAAAAACCCCACAGGUGAGCUACGGGUAAAGCAAGACAGUCCUCCAAGAUGGGAGCUAGGUGAGAUCUGUGAGAGGGAUUGGGGUCUGGUCACCGAACCCAGGGGUGGCAGAGUCCAUUGAGUUUAUGCACAGUGAUGAGACAUUAAAAAAGAUCAUUUGUGUUGAAUUUAUAAAUGUUACAGGUUUAUCCAGGACAUUUUUCCUCGUAAUCCAAAUGUCUGAUAAGGAUGUUGUGCUGGUUGGUGGACUGUAACAGAUACAUAUCUGCCUUUCAAAGCUGUUUUGACACUAAGAUUCUGCUGUUUGUAACAUUUUGUUCAUUGUCUGUCACUUUGGAGAUUUUAUUAUUUUUUUUUACAUGCUAAGCUGGAUCUUUUCUUGACUUAAAAGGCAAUUCUGGUCCACUGUUAAAUGGUUACAGCCCAUAAUUAAAACCCUGUGUAUUAACCUGU